Molecule: messenger RNA, 4927 nt
Organism: Trichoplusia ni (cabbage looper)
Lineage: Eukaryota; Metazoa; Arthropoda; Insecta; Lepidoptera; Noctuidae
Product: CREB3 regulatory factor-like
Exons: 6
Coding region: 469-2052 (527 amino acids)
Biological process (GO): regulation of transcription by RNA polymerase II; response to unfolded protein
Cellular component (GO): nucleus
Molecular function (GO): DNA-binding transcription factor activity, RNA polymerase II-specific; RNA polymerase II transcription regulatory region sequence-specific DNA binding
Source: RefSeq, a predicted model, not a curated record
UUGUUUACUUCGUAUAGCUGAGCAGUGUUUUUGUUAUUGUGGCAAUUCUAUCCAUUGAAUAUAUUGAAUUACUUGUUAUUUUCGUUAAUAUUAACACAUAUAACAUGAAUAAAAAGUAUUUGUGAUAGGAAUAAUCGUGGAUUACAUAUAAAUCUAAUAAAACUAUUGUUUGUCUAAAUUCAAUAUCGAAAGUCAUUGUGACUAACAAGUGCUUACGAAUUUUGUUUAGGGUUGUGUUUGUUAGACUUAUGUAAUCGAAUGAUGAGAUUAAUCAGUUUUAUCCUGAUAAAAGGGUACGAUACAUUAAAAUCCAACUUUUAUGUUGGUUCAGGAAAUAAAUAAACGAAGAUAAAUAAGUAUAACACGUGGGUUUCACUGUGAAUAAAUCGAUAGAGACGUAAGACGCGUGCGCCAAUCUCUAUCAACAAGACUAUUAUACGUCAAGGUCACUGGUUACAAACACGUGCGAUGUCGGAUUCUAUUUACACACAUGACUUUCUUCUCGAGCCAGGUAUAGAGAUAAAACAGGAGUCGCCAUUAGACGGAACGAUGUCUGCUUCCGUGCCGAUCCCGCAACGGCGAGUGGAUCUGGGGGACUUUAAUACAGAUCUAGAUCUGUGUUUACAAGACAACUUGGUUGGCUCCUAUCACAACAUGCCCACUCUUCAGUACAAUAAGCUGGCGUUUGAGAUGGACAGCUCUUCUAAAGCAGAAAACUUUAAAAUGGAUGAUGACGAUAUUUUUCAAGUUGACAAAGCUGAUUUAAUACUGGGACCUACUCUCGCGGAACUGAAUGCAAACCCAGAUGCGCUGUUGGAUGAUUUGAAUUUCGAUGAUCUGUUGUUACCGGAAGAAAGUGGCUAUUGUGUUCAGAUAGGAGGUGCAAUGAGCGGUUCUCGUCGAGGACCUAAUGCUAUUCAGGCUCAUAACAUAAUGGCUUCUGAGAGUCCCUGCAGCCCAUAUGGACAUGCGCAGCUUGCAUUUUCUCCUACAAGUCAGCAUAGCUCAGCUUCAUCAAGUUUUGCUCAGCCUAUGAACCAGCUGCCAGAGCUCUUGCUGCGUAUGGAUGGAUAUAGUGGGGAAAUAGCUCUGGGGCAGUCAGUUCCAGCAUCAUCGGUGUUACUUCCAUACCCAACAAGUGUGAAGCCCCAACAGUCUCAGCUCUCCUCUUCGGCACCAACUCACCUCACUAUGGAACAGAUUUGGCAACGCCGAGAGCCUCGCAAGCAUUUGUUGUCUACUAGUUCUUUGGCUGAGGCUGGGUCAGCAUCUUCUCUCUCGGGAGGUCUCCUUAGCCCUGGCACUGGAGACUUCUCACAGGAUGAAGAUGACAGAGACAUUGAAUCUGAUGAAGACAGUGACAGAUAUGAAGACCUCUCUUCUGAUGAAUCAAAUGAUGAAUCAGAGAGUAAGCAAGCUCGCCACAAUGCUAAGAAGGAAAGAUUCUUUUGGCAAUACAAUGUUCAAGCAAAAGGUCCCAAGGGUCAAAGGCUCAUUUUGAAGAACAAAUCUGAAGAUCCUCAUGUUCUGAACUCUGUUACUGAUCCUGUGUUCAGUCCUAGUUGCAGUGUCAGGGGUAUAAAGCACAGUGGAAAAGCAAGAAAAGGUGAUGGCAAUGAUCUAACACCAAACCCCAGGAAAUUGUACCUGAUUGGAAAGGAACUGGAUAAUUUAGGCAAAGUGAUUAAUGACAUGAUACCAGUUAGCGAACUGCCAUUCAAUGUGAGACCUAAAACUAGAAAAGAGAAGAACAAACUGGCAUCUCGGGCUUGCAGGCUGAAGAAAAAAGCUCAGCAUGAGGCAAAUAAACUAAAACUGCAUGGGUUGGAACAGGAGCACAGGCGCCUCCUGAAUGGAAUAGCACAAAUGAAGCAAGUACUGAGCAGCCGAGUCACUAAUUCUCAAAACAAUGUCGACUGGAAUGCACAUGUCACAAACAUAGUUAACACAGCCACAGAGAUUAAAAUAGGAGGCCUAACUUCAGAAUUCGUCAAUAAAGUACUGGACAAAGUCAGAGCAGGACAGAAUAAUGGUGGGUUAAAUGACAUUUAAUUUCUUCAAACUACAGAUUUGUGAGUAACAAAACGAAAGGCUGUUCAAUGUACCUCCAAAGUUAUUUAGAGAAGAGAGUUUGUCUAUCAUAUAAAAGCUUAAUCAAUUGUCCAAGACAAUUUUAUUUUUUUAUGGUAACAAGAGUAGAUUUAGUCACUAGAAGCUUUACAAGGCAACUAGGGGGAAUAUUAAUGUAAUCCUCAUUUAUUAUUAUUAUGCCAUAAGUUAGGUGUCAGUGUCAUGUCUAAUAUGUAAGUUAAUAUUAUUCAUAGGGAUCGAGGUUUUUAGUAAACACUAUCAGCACUCAAAUGCUUAGAUAGCAUGCUGUGCUUUUAGUGCUUACUAACAUUAAGGUAAUCUACACAAAUAAAUCACAUGUGUACCAAUCCCAUACUAUUUACAAGGAUGUUGUACUAUCAUCAAGUUACAUAAUUGUAUGACAAUUUGAAAGUGAAUCUAGUCAGACACUAUAAAUAUUUAUAAGCAGCAAAAACUAAUACUACAUUCCUUCUUCAAAUCAUUUCUAUAAAAGUAAUUCUAUCUGGUAAAUGCUAAUAGCUAAACAAAAUUAAAAAGAGGUAUAUUCUGUUUAGUUUUAGCUAGUCGGAAGUUCUUUCAUAACUUCUUUGUAUACAAUAGAACACUGUUGUAUGAAUCUAAUAGAUAUAAAUAAAAUAUUUUAGCUGUCUAGACCAAAAACCAAAUAGUAAUGCAUAUGCUUUGCAAAAGAUUGCAAAACACAUAGUCAUUGCAUAAACAGAUACUGUUUUUUUGUGUUGUCAUGCUUUAAUAACAUUUACAUGUUAUUAUAUUUAAAACAUUUUAUAAUUCUCAUUAUCAUUUAUUAUUUUCCUGUAAAUAUAUAUUUAUAUGAAUGGGAAAGUGGUGAUUUAUAUGUGUAUGAAAUAGUUCUUAAAAUAUUUUUCAUAAAAAUUUAAAUCUCUAAAGGUAAUUUUUUGUCAGUUUGAAAAUAAAAUCAUAUUUAUAAUCGGUUUACGAAAUCGUAUAUAAAAUCGUUAGAUGAUAACAUUUAAUAAGUAAAUAAUGAUGGCACAAUAUAAAUUCUUAGAUGUAUUCAAAAGAUAGAUAAGAACUAAUGGCUUAGCUAUUAUAUAUUUUUUACUUAUUGAAAUAUUAAAGGGCAAUGUAAUGGCUACUUUGUCAUAUACUGCUGAGUUUAUGACGUUAACACAAAUCAAUUAAAAAGCAAACUAGAAAAUUCAAUUACAUACCAUGUUAGAAGGGAAUAUACCCCUAUUAUAUAUAUUUUGUGAAUAAAAGAAUAUAUUUAUUUUUGUUAUAAUUUCUAUUAAUAUUACAAACGAUCUGCAAUACCUAUACUUAUAGAAUAUUAUAUAUUUAGUCGUAAAAAUCGUUUAAAUAAGAAGUAUGUUAUUUUUAAGUCCUUCAUAUCAAUCUACUGCAAAUUAAACGAAUUUAUUCAUUCAUUUAAUUAAUUUAGUUAUGUACUAUGCAAUAUCAGUUUUAGAUCGCCAUAUACCGAUAAUCAGGCUUAUAAGUGAAUAACAUUGUGAAAUAGUCUGAAAUAGACGUUAAUUACAAAGCUAUUUUGGAACAUUUUAAUGUUGCGCCGUAAACGUAAUGAAAUAUGAACUCUAUAUCAGCAAAAUACAGUGAAUUUCGAAAUUGUAUACGUAAAUUACUAAAAUAGUUGACUUAUAAUAUAACUUAAAUAUAGUUACUAACAAUUUUCAAAUGACCUUCUUUAAUAAUCAAAAUAUCACUUUCUGUAUUUAGAUCUAUGGUAGACUACAUCCACAAUGUUAUCCACUUCAUACGAUACCUCAAAUAUAAUCAGGAUAGGAGCUAAUCUAUCUUUGUAAGCUUAUCAGAAUAUUUUUAAUUUAUCAUUACGCAUUUUGAAGCUCCAAUCAUAAUGCUUCUUUAGUGUUAGUUAAGUAUACAUGUACUCCAAUUAUAUAUAUUUUGUGAUCGUAUUUCGGAUUUUAUAUCGUCGUUAAUAGUUGUAUUUAGUCUAGUUGUAAAUAGAUCCUUGUUAUCUUUUGUUUAUUGUUUAAAAACAUGAAAUAUAAUAUGUUCUACGGUCGAGGGUAUGCAAGAAUUAACAACUAACAAGGGUUUCAAUAUCGAAGUGCUACUGUAGAUAUUGUCGACGGUACUAUGGCAUACUUGCAGAGACCAUUCAUAUGAUAUCACAUAAAAUGAAUAGUAUAUUGUUAAAGUUUUCUUGAUCAAGGCCAGUCAAGUACAAUUUUUUAUUCAGACAAAAUUAUUUAUUCAAGUUUGUAGAGAAUUAUUAAUUGUUGAAUAUGAAGACGUCAACUAUCGACUUAUAGUACAGCCAAAUGUUUUGAUGGAGGUGUUAUUGUAAGGCCUAGUACAAACAAUAAAUAGGAACCUAAAGGCCAUGUCAGAAAGUCGCCAAGUACAACAUUGUAGAAAGAUACCCCUAUAGGGAUAGCCGAGGUUUGAGAUCGAAUUGGAAGUAUAAUAAAUAUGUGUCCUAUCUUAGUAAGGUCAGCUACAACUGCUGACAAAAUACCUCUACUAGAGACGAUUAUAAACAUAUACUUGGUUUGUUGGCUUGUUGAUUUUCGUCAAUCUGUUGUCAUUGUUGAUUUAAAUUUACAGAUUCUUGUGUGUUAUAACAAAAGCAGUGUUUUUUUUACAUGGCGUAUCUAUCUAUAAAUUUAUUUGUUAGCAUAUUUGUGUUACAUAAAACCAAACUCAAACUGGUCUGCGAUCCAAUAGGCUGUGGUUAUUUGUAUAAUUCAUAAGUUUUCUGUUACUUUUAAUUAUUUACUUUAUUAAAUAUUUUUAAUUGAUUGUCAAAUUUAUGUUAAUGUAUUAAUGUUGAAUAAACUUUUACGAUAUUAAGUAUUACUUUUAGAAA